Messenger RNA from Vitrella brassicaformis, 2745 nucleotides. The record is from the annotation of a GenBank genome assembly. Lineage: Eukaryota; Vitrellaceae.
CUCGAAAGACCCUGCCCAGACCCCUCGUUGCUUUGACGCUCAUUAGGCACCUCAGCGAACGCAGAUCUCGCGAACCGCGCUGAUGAGAUCGUUGAGAUGCCAAGGAGAGGUGUCUGUGUGCCGAGGGGAGGUGUCUGUGUCUGGCUGUUGCUCGCCGUGUUCGCCAGCUGCGGAGAAGCGGUCGUCAUCGAGCUACCAGAUGGUGGGCACACAGUUCACAAAAGCAGUGCCACACACACUUCUGAGUGACACUUUGUGAACGUGCGUGACACGCGCAAUAUCAGGUACAGAGAUCCGGGGCAUCGACCAGGCAGAUACCGACACGGAGGCCUUCCUGGGCAUCCAGUUCGCAGACGCGCCAAGAUUUGAGAAGCCGACGCUCAUCCCUCUGGGAGGCGGCCACAUCGAUGCCACGCACAAGGGGCCCGCCUGUCCGUCCGCGUGCAAGCAGGUCGUUGGCUCGCCGCAAUUCUGCUUGUCGGAGAGUGGCUUGCUGGCGGAGCAGUGUCUGCACCUCCACGUGUGGGUGCCCAAAGGCGUGCGAGAGCGAGGCGACAAGAGGAAUGUGCUGGCGCUAAUCCACGGUGGGGCUUGGGACGGCGGCACUUCAGGGGCGGCAUUCACUGACGGGGCGGCACUUGCGCAAGGGACAGGUGAGAGCGCGAGAGAGGGGGAGAGAGAGAUUUUCACUUGCUCAGCUCAUGUCGCCUUGUUUGUGUCUGUGCUGGUAUGGUCAGGUCUUGUGGUCGUGGGCUUAAAUUAUCGGUUGGGUAUCUUCGGCGGCAUUGUCACCGAUUAUCUUCCAAAGAAUCUGGGCUUCCUGGACCAGCGUGUCGCCCUGGAAUGGAUACAGAAAUACAUACACGUGACCGCCCAACGCACACACGCACAUCACGCCACGCCACACCACACCAGACAGAGCAGACGAGACCGGCCUACACAAUGUGUGUCUGUGUGCGCUGUGUGCAGCACUUCGGCGGUUCGCGUGACGUCACACUAGUGGGCUUCAGUGCGGGUGCUGCAAGUGCCGCCUGCCAUCUCGCGUCAGGGAGCGCAGGACGGCUGUUCAAGAAGGUGAUUGCAGUAUCGCAGGACUGCUGCCAAAGCGGGAGAUCCCUCGAGGUGAGCUCACAAAGAGAAUCGACCACAGACCAGGCUGACGCAAUUGCCUCUCCUCUCCUUCUUGUGUUGUCAGCUCGCCAAGUCGCAGAGCAACUUUGCCUUGACCGCCCUGACGCCCUCGUGCGGCCCCGUCCACAAGGCCGAGAGGGACCUGGACGCCUACAUCGAGUGCAUCAAGACCGCACCUUUGGAGGACAUUACGGCGGCGAAUCUGCUGGGCAAUAUGUACCUCGUUCUCGAGGACUUCUUUCUCCUGCUGGCGCCGUGGCGGCUGGUGGAAGACGGGGAGGUCCUCCCAAACAACUGCUAUGACCCCCUCGUCACGGUGAGAAUCGGCGGGCGUGCCCAUCCCUCCAUCCAUCGGUGCACGCGGCCGGUGAUUGGCGCUAUGUGUCCUGUGUGAGUGCAGGGCGAGUACAACACUGAUGUGCCGCUGAUGCUGUCGUCAACGCCAAAUGAAGGGACGGUGUUCAUUCGCGGGGCCAUCAACUUCGCUGUGCGCGACUUCGCCGACAUGCUCACCCAGGUCGUCUUCAAUCCGGUCACAUGGAUGGCAACCAUCAAGGGGCUCUUUGGCACCAAAGCGGUACGAGAGUAACAACCACACGCCCAAUUUUCUUCCAAAUUUGGAAUGCUAUCCCUCUCUCCUCCUUCUGUGUGAAUCCAGGACGAGUUCCUCGAGCUUUACCCUCUUGAUGGUGUUGGUGAGCCCGCCACGAUCGGCCUGACGCCCGACAAGCCCGACACGGUAUCCUCGUUCAGCAGCGCCUUCGGCCACUCGGAAUUCUUCUGCUCGACGCGGCAGCUGUGCGCCAAUGUGACGGGCACGUGUUACCUCGCCUCAUACGAAUCAGGGUGGGAGGGCAUGGUAGAAGCACACAGAGAGAGAUACGGAAAAGGCAAUGCAGUGUGUGUCUUUCUUUCUGUGUGUGUUUGUGUGCCCAGGUGGUCGUACACCGAGAGUGAAAAGUUCACCGACAAGAGUGAAUCCGGCUCGUAUUUCCACUCCCUCAACCGCUUCUGCGGUGCGGAUGAGAUCAGAUGCCACCUGGAGGACCAGCCAUGGCUGCUGCAAAGCGCACGCAGAAUGCCAGAGGGUCAGCAGCGCAACAUACAUACAGAACAAGCUGACGGGAGGGCACGUGAGUGGAUGGAUGAAUGGUGUCUCUCGUUCAGGUUUCGCUUUCACGUCUGCCGAGGAGGAGGCCGUCAAGACAGUCCACCGGUACUGGAGAAACUUUGCCAACACUGGCGUGCCGGAUGGUGAUGGUGAUUCUGCUGCUGGCUCCUCCCUGCCCCCCUGGCCCCCCUACACUCGCGAAGAGAGGCUGUAUAUGAAGCUGUCCAUCCUCAGCGACGACGCACCGCCUGGCCGUGCCCUCAGCGAGGCCGGCUACAUGAACGACGAGUGCGGCUUCUGGGACAGCAUCAUGCCAAAGUACGAUGUCUCAUGGAAAGGAUACGCCGACAGAACCAGGCAGGCGCGGUAUGGCGAGAGUGAGGGCGGCGAGUGCGGGUCGCUUCAGUGCCCCAGCGGCAGUGUGUGCGUCACGACGGCCAAUGCGGAUAUGCCAUCGCUGGGCGGAGGCAGCUGGGAAGAGUGGCUCGCAGAGGACCCGGUAG